AUGAGACUGCUUCUGCCUUUUUUAAUUUGCAUCACAGCAAUCUUCCUCGCUUAUAGUCCUUCAAUCCAGGACACUCUUACUACUUUUCUGCACCAGAAGCUCCCGGCUACUUUGUCGCAGUACCUGCCCAAAGGCUACAACCUUACCAACUCCAACACUACACCCACCAAUCCCAACCUCCCAUUGGAAUACCCCGCUCCUAUCGUCCUCCCCAUCACCGAAAUGAGCACCGCCCGCGCAAUCCGUCAGGUCUUCCUGGCCAUCGAACAAGCCGAAGGUGCAGGCGCCCGCGUGCGCCGCUCCAUCGGUACCGCCAAGCUCCGCAACUUCAGCCCGUUCCUCAUGCUCGACCACUUCACCAUUGGCAAGGGUGCCGGUUUCCCGGAUCACCCUCACCGCGGCCAAGAGACGAUCACCUACCUGCUGUCCGGUGGUGUCGACCAUGAAGAUUUCGCGGGGAACAAGGGUACCAUCGGACCCGGUGAUCUGCAAUUCAUGACGGCUGGCCGUGGCAUUAUGCACGCCGAAAUGCCCCACGAAAACCCGGAUGGCUCCCCCAACGUCGGCAUGCAGCUCUGGGUCGAUCUUCCCCAGAAACUGAAGAUGUGUGAGCCGCGGUACCGUGAUCUGCGCGCGAGCGAAAUCCCGCUCGCCAAGGCGGACGAGGGCCGUGUGGAGAUCAAGGUUAUCUCUGGUCAAUCGCACGGUGUUGAUUCGGUCCGCGAUCUGGCGUACACGCCCGUUUGGAUUUUGGACGUGACUAUUCGUCCCGGUGGUCGGUUGUCGCAGACGCUGCCUCAGGGGUGGAAUGCUUUUGCGUACACGCUAUCUGGCAAGACGAUCUUUGGAUCGAAUGAUUCGACGCAGGCGGUCAAGGAAUUCCACAAUGUCGUCUUUGAGCAGACUGGUGACCUUGUGGAGGCUUCCGUUCCUGAUAAUGCGGACUCGGAGUCUCGCUUUAUCAUUGUGGCCGGCCUACCGCUGGAUCAGAAGGUUGUGCAGUAUGGUCCAUUCGUGCUGAACAGCCAGGAGGAGGUUUACCAGGCCAUGCUCGACUACCAGACUGCGUCCAAUGGCUUUGAGAAGUCGCGCAACUGGCAGAGCGAGAUUGGCAAGCGGAUGGCCAAUUAA
Molecule: messenger RNA, 1131 nt
Organism: Penicillium brasilianum
Lineage: Eukaryota; Fungi; Ascomycota; Eurotiomycetes; Eurotiales; Aspergillaceae
Source: the annotation of a GenBank genome assembly